CGCGUGGAUUAGUUGUGAGUUCAGAGGAAGUGACAGCCGGCAAAAUAGCCACUGAGUCGAAGUUACAAUUGUGCGGCUGGGGUGGGCAAGGUGGCUACGCACUCGAAGGCUGCGUGGACACCAGCCUGCUUCGGCCGCCGCAACCACAUACGAGCCAGCUUGGUACCGUGUACGCAACUAAGAGACGACGGAGGAAUGGAAAAAGUAUCAAGCCACCAUCAAAAGACGGCGUCACAAAGAGUAACCCGAGCAAGAGGCACCGAGAGCGUCUCAACGCGGAGCUGGACACGCUGGCAUCUUUGCUGCCCUUCGAACAGAACAUCCUCAGCAAACUCGACAGGCUGUCCAUACUGCGACUCUCCGUCAGCUAUUUACGGACCAAGAGCUACUUUCAAGUGGUCAUGCACAAAGAGAAAGAGGACCUUCACGCACACAGACGAGAUCACACACACUACGAGCACGUUAUGCCCGAUGGAGAAAUGUUUCUACAGGCUCUCAACGGUUUCUUGAUGAUCUUGACCUGCGAAGGAGAAGUGUUCUUCGCGACUCACAGCAUCGAGAGUUAUCUGGGCUUCCAUCAGUCAGAUAUAGUCCACCAAUCAGUCUACGAACUCGUCCAUUCAGAAGACAGAGAAGAAUUACAGAGACAAUUGUUAUGGAACUCCUUUUUACCUCCUGAAGUGAACAAUUUAUCAUUACAAGACGUUUUAAGAUCAGAAAGGGCACAUUUACUGGAAAGAAGCUUUACAGUUCGGUUUAGGUGUUUACUUGAUAAUACUUCGGGAUUUUUGAGGUUGGACAUCAGAGGUCGAAUAAAAGUGCUUCACGGUCAAAAUAAAAAAACUGAGGAUCCUCCACUAGCGUUAUUUGCAAUUUGUGCGCCUUUCGGUCCUCCAAGCCUCUUGGAAAUACCACAAAAGGAAGUCAUGUUCAAGAGUAAACACAAGCUUGAUCUUUCUCUAGUCUCGAUGGACCAAAGGGGUAAAAUGUUGCUGGGUUACACUGACGCGGAGUUGGCUAACAUGGGUGGCUAUGACCUCGUGCACUAUGAUGACCUAGCUUAUGUGGCUAGUGCUCAUCAAGAAUUGCUAAAAACUGGGGCAUCAGGAAUGAUCGCGUACCGCUUCCAGACUAAGGACGGCCAAUGGCAGUGGUUACAAACCUCAUCGCGACUCGUCUAUAAAAACUCAAAACCAGACUUCGUUAUCAGCACGCACAGGCCUCUCAUGGAAGAGGAAGGUCGAGAUCUUCUCGGAAAGCGGACAAUGGACUUCAAAGUCAGUUACUUAGAUACUGGCCUAACCAGUCUUUAUUUCUCUGAGUCAGAACAGUUAUCCGGUUGCGAAUCCACUGUCACCACUCCGCCCAGAGCGGCGAGGCGAUAUAAAACCCAAUUAAGGGACUUCCUGUCGACUUGCCGCAAUAAAAGACGGGUACCUCCCACUCCAGCACCCCCUCCAGUCGACUAUCUGGCUGCUGACGCCGUCGCCGCGGCAUACACUAACUUAAAUGGCGCAUACCCGGCCCCUUACGGCGAAUACCCUCCGGCACCAACCUUGCAUUACGCCCCGCCACCUCUCGACGACAGAUUCCUUGCCGCGGACAACCUCUUCCAUCAAUACAAGCCACUGUCCUACCACUACCCGUACGCGCCCAACGGCUUCCUGGAACCGGCGCCGCCCGGGUACGAGGUACCGCCGGCGUACCAUCGGCCGCCGUCGCGCGAGUACGCGUACGUGGACGGCGGCGGGCGUUACGUGAGCCCGGCGGGCGAGCGGCGGUCGCCGGGCGCGGUGGCGGGUCCGAGCCCGGGCGGCUCCAGUGGCUCGGCGGAGCACGAGCGGCUUCAGGAGGCGCCGCGCCAGACGGUGCUGAUGUGGGGCGCGGGCGGCGCGCCGCAGGACGUGCCGCCGGAGUACUCCCCGCCGCAGGUGUGGCGCUAUCCCUCGCACUACCACACGGCCGAGGCGACGCAGUGACGCGGCUGUCGGUCGAUAUGUCCUUCGAGACGACGAACGGGCGCUAAAUUUCGAAGUCACCAAAGAUUCGCCCUUCCAAUCCGAAUUUUUUUAGUAUUUUACUAUUAUUAUUGACGUUGAAAAUAAGAAUAGUGUGAACCGUUCCUAUGUCGCACGUGUCUGAAAAAAUUCUGCACCUUUUCGAUGCGGCUUCUCUUUACUAGUUUUUGUGUUACUCUUUUAUUAUUAACGGUACCUCGCUCAAUUAUUCAAACAUAUCACGUGAAUAGUUUUUGUGGAAACCGAUCUAUUUCUCAUGUCAUGAUGAUCACGACACUCGGUAUUCUUUAGCUUUUCCUAUUUAUAAUUCGAAACACAAUACCCUUACAAGAUCAACGAGUAAUCAGUUAAAGUUAUAGGUUAAAUAUUUUGGCAUUAUGCAUCUUAGAAAAUUAUUUGCAUUUAAAAACAGAAUAAAUACGGCUAUCUAUAAAAACUAUUUAAAUUAAAUCAUACCAUACAUUGAACUUCCAUUACGAACUGUAUAUAAUUUCGUGUGUAUUAUAAGUCGGUAUAUCCACGAGAAGGUACGAACACUCCGAUAUACAAAUAUUAUGUCAAAAGUUGCAGUCACA
Vanessa atalanta (red admiral) is the source of this 2593-nucleotide messenger RNA. It is a transcript of the gene ss, whose product is annotated as aryl hydrocarbon receptor. Gene Ontology annotation, molecular function: protein binding; nuclear receptor activity; transcription cis-regulatory region binding. Gene Ontology annotation, cellular component: aryl hydrocarbon receptor complex; nucleus. The coding region runs from base 402 to 1979 and encodes 525 amino acids. Gene Ontology annotation, biological process: regulation of transcription by RNA polymerase II. NCBI's taxonomy places the organism in Eukaryota, Metazoa, Arthropoda, Insecta, Lepidoptera, Nymphalidae. The record is from RefSeq and is a predicted model, not a curated record. The transcript has 9 exons.